Messenger RNA from Laetiporus sulphureus 93-53, 877 nucleotides. RefSeq lists its product as uncharacterized. The transcript has 3 exons. NCBI's taxonomy places the organism in Eukaryota, Fungi, Basidiomycota, Agaricomycetes, Polyporales, Laetiporaceae. Bases 228 to 761 code for a protein of 177 amino acids. The record is from RefSeq and is a predicted model, not a curated record.
AGCUGCGCGACGACUGCCCAAAGGCGGAGAACGUGUUAGAUAGUGGUGAUGGGGAGUAGCGCCGCAAUGCGAAGCAUGUCGCUUGCCCGGUAGGAAGACGCUGCGCUCAAAGGCACGGCGAGCAGUGUGCGCUUGUGACUCUCGCGAACCAAGGCCCAACGUUGAGAUCGCGUACGGGGGGUCGGUGCGCUGUCGCUUGCGGACCGUCUGCCUGGAGGCAACGUGAAAUGGAGGUAUGUGCGCGUUCUCUUGUCGCCGGCAAUCUGACAUUCUCUAUCCCUUCGAUUACAAGAAGCCCGAGUCGUGUCCACACCAACGCCCACCAUGCUCACCCCGCAGCGCAACGUACGCGAACUCUCACACACGUGUCGCCACCUCAGUCAACACGCCUCAUUGAUGCAUCUAGCCGCCCUCGUCAUGUCGACGUGGGCUUUGCACGUCGACUCAACACCGUAUGCAGGUACCGAGGAACGCGCUCCGCGAUGCGAUCAUCGCAGCCGUCGUUCACGCUCGACAGGGCCGACCACAUUAAAUGUCACCGCAGUGCCGAGAUAUCACCACCAGGCCUUGCACAUGCGCAUCUGGCCAUCUCACACAAGCCGCUACCCGACGGACCCACAGCAUUGCUCGCCGACCGUCGCGUCUGCUCAGACGCAUGCUCUCGCAUGGCCAACGAACCCCAGCAGGACAUCAAAUCGACAUUGCGCGCUAUCCACGGAACGCAUCGCGGAGGCACACACAUUCGUGCGUUCGCGAAGUGAUGGCCUUGGGAGUUGGAUCAAAGGAAGCGAGAUCAUGUGCGCAGCUCGCGGGUCUCGAGCGCGUUGUGAUAUAUGAUCGUCGCGUCAGGUGGGCGUUCUGCUCGGAGUCUUACAGC